Neolamprologus brichardi is the source of this 2392-nucleotide messenger RNA. The record is from RefSeq and is a predicted model, not a curated record. Lineage: Eukaryota; Metazoa; Chordata; Actinopteri; Cichliformes; Cichlidae.
CCCUCUCUGCAGCCGCUGCUCUUUGUUUAUUUGUUUUUGUUUGUGGUCUCUGAGUGUCGCCAUCAUGAAUGUGACGCUCGCGGUGAAGCAGUACAUCUCCAAGAUGAUCGAGAUCAGCGGGCCCGGGAUGAAGGUGCUGCUCAUGGACAAGGAGACGACCAGUAUAGUGAGCGUGGUGUACACUCAGUCUGAGAUCCUGCAGAAGGAGGUUUACCUGUUUGAGCGGAUUGACUCUCAGAACAGGGAUAACAUGAAGCACCUUAAAGCCAUCUGCUUCUUGCGGCCCACCAAGGAGAACGUGGAGCACCUGAUCCAGGAGCUGAGGAGGCCCAAGUACAGUGUCUACUUCAUCUACUUUAGCAACGUGAUCAGUAAGAGUGAGAUCAAGGCCUUGGCUGAGGCUGAUGAACAGGAAGUGGUGGCUGAAGUCCAGGAGUUCUACGGAGACUUCAUUGCUGUGAAUCCUCACCUGUUCUCCUUGAACCUGCAGGGAGUCACUCGGGGGCGGAGCUGGGAACCCUCCAUGUUGGCACGCUGCACUCAGGGACUGACCUCCGUCCUGCUUGCUCUGAAGAAAUGUCCGAUGAUCCGCUACCAGCUGUCCUCAGACAUGUCCAAGCGGCUCGCGGAGAGCGUCAAGCAAAUCAUCACGAAGGAGUACGAGCUGUUUGACUUCAGGAAGACUGAAGUUCCUCCUCUGCUGCUGAUCCUGGACCGCAGCGACGAUGCCAUCACGCCGCUGCUCAAUCAGUGGACCUACCAGGCGAUGGUCCACGAGCUGCUCGGCCUCAACAACAACAGGAUCGACCUGUCCAGAGUCCCCGGGGUCAGCAAAGACCUGAGAGAGGUGGUCCUGUCAGCGGAGAACGACGAUCAGACAGCAGAGCAGUUUUCCCGAGAUGCGCUCGGCAGCCCUCCUGACUGCUGGUUGUUGGAAUCAGAUGACGGGAGGAACUGCUGGGCGUUUGUAGAUAACUACCCCCAGUUUAAGAAGAUGUCGGGGACCGUGUCCAAACACGUGACGGUGGUGGGCGAGCUGUCCCGACUAGUGUCGGAGCGGCAGCUGAUGGAGGGUAUGAAUGUUUCCACCAGCCUCUCAGACCUGGUUGAUCGUAUUGCUUCAUCGUCCUCUCUGGACCCAGAACAAGCUUUAUGUGUUCAAGUAAAGAUCUUUCCUCUGCCCUUCAUGAGCUCCAGUAUUAAGCAUCAUUUAAAAGCCACAAACAGCCCGCUGACAGCCUGGUGGAUGACCCUGAAGAUGGUUCAGGCUGUGGUGGAGUAUGGUGGGAAGAGAAUCAGAGGAAGUGACCUCAUCACACCCACAGACGCGGUCUCCAUCACCAAACAGUUCUUCAAAGGACUAAAGGGUGUGGAGAACGUGUACACUCAGCAUCAGCCUCUGCUUCACGACACGCUGGACCAGAUGAUCAAAGGUCGACUCAAGGACAGCCAGUUUCCUUACCUGGGAGCCAGCAGCCUCAGAGACAGGCCUCAGGACAUCCUGGUGUUCAUGAUCGGUGGGGCCACGUAUGAAGAAGCUCUGACUGUUUACAAUCUGAACCGCAGCACGCCUGGAGUCCGGAUCGUGCUGGGAGGAAGCAACAUCCACAACACCAAGAGUUUUCUGGAGGAAGUGAUGUCAGCGACAGGUCACAGCGGCAGCAGCAGCCGAGCACAUGGAGGCGGUUUCCAUAGCAGCAGGCGCUAAGCACAGAGACUUCUUCCUCUCCUCAGCUCUUGUGUGAUGAGCAGCAUCGUUCCCUCCGUCUGUUUGUUUGAAAUGUUGGACACUUCUGUGAGCGGACAUCAUCAGACCGUCCCUGUGACAUUAGAAACACCUCUGAUCAAUAACUGUAACAGCUGAUCAGCUCUGCCGCUGCACGGCUCAGACUGGACUCCGCUUUAGUGUCGCUUUAAAAUUAAAGAUGUGAAUAAAAAAGAUAUUGUCUUUUAAAAUGAAAAGAUUUCAAAUGUUUCCUUUUCCUGUGUUCAGGAUGUCUGGCUCGUCCUCACACUGUUGCUGAAAUGACCUGUGGGCCUCCACUGUGGCGCCUCAGCCACAGACAUAAAAAUGAGAGGCAGAAAAUUCAUGUAAAGGCUGACAGACUACACGCUCGUCUGACAUCACUGACAUCACCGGUCUGCAGCCAGCUGAGUGCUCAGACCGUCUGCAGACGUCACACAUUCACAGCUUUGCUCUCAUACUGUGUUUCACCUUCAAACGCCCUGAUCGUAGCUCCUCUGUUUACCUGUAAAUAUCAGACUAACCUCGUUGGACCAUUGUUAACGCUGCUGCACUUAUGUUUUGUGGAGUGUCCCUUUAAAGUGUCUGUGUGGCUGACUGUGGUUGUUCAAGUUUCAAAGCACUAAUAAAUAAAAAUGUUCACACAAA